AUGUCCAGCGUCUUACGCAGCGUCAAGAAUGUCACCAAGGGCUACUCGUCUGUCCAGGUCAAGGUGCGAAAUGCGACCAGCAACGACCCAUGGGGUCCCACCGGGACAGACAUGGCAGACAUUGCCAAAAUCACUUUCAACAGCUCCACCGACUUCUACGAGGUUAUGGACAUGCUUGACAAGCGAUUGAACGACAAGGGAAAGAACUGGAGACACGUACUGAAGAGCUUGAAAGUGUUGGACUACUGCUUGCACGAGGGUUCUGAGCUGGUCGUGACGUGGGCGAGGAAGAACAUCUACAUCAUCAAGACUUUGCGCGAAUUCAUCCACAUUGACGAGGAUGGCCGAGAUGUUGGCGCAAGCAUUCGAGCUUCUGCAAAAGAGCUUACUUCUUUGAUCCUGGACGAAGAGCGCCUGCGAGCCGAAAGAGCAAAUCGUGGGUCGUGGAAAUCACGCGUUACUGGACUCGAAGACUUCGGGCUAGGAGGAGAGCCAAACCAGGAACAGCGACGCCGCCGUGAUCAGCGCAACCGAACUGCCAACGACGAUGACGAUCUCGAGUACCGACUUGCGAUUGAGGCGUCCAAGAACGAGGCCGAGGCGGAUGCAGCGAGGAGAGCGACCAGCUCGCAUGGCGCAGGAGUGGACAACGAUGAUGAUCUUGCCAAAGCGAUCAAGCUCAGCAGAGAAGAAGAAGAGCUUCGAAAGAGGCAACUUGAAGACCAACAGCAAGAGAAUCUGCUUUUCGACGACACCCCAGCCCAACAACCUCAACCAACCGGUUUCAACCAGGGGUACCAGCAGCAAGCUCAAGUGGAUUGGUUUGGAAACCCUGUGCAAGGGCAACCCACUGGAUACUACGACAACGCCUACAACCAGCCCACUGGCAUCCAGCCACAGCAGACCGCUUUCCAGAACGGAUACGGGGGUGGAUUUGGGUAUCAGCAGCCGCAGCAGACUGGAUUCGAGCAAAUGCAACAGCCACAACAGCAAUUCAUCCAGCCUCAGAACACUUACAAUCCAUGGGCUCAGCAGAUGAACGGUUUCGGCCAACAGCAACAGCAGCAGCCCAUCCAGGAGCAAUCAACUGCUCAGCCUGGCUCAAAUAACCCAUGGGCAUCGAACAACACUCAGUCGCCGAUUGGGGCCCAACCGACUGGAUCCAACAACCCAUUCGCCAGCAGGACCCAACAAACUACACACCAAUCUAGCUUUGGCAAGCCUACCCUUUCGACUUUGCAAGAGCAACAAACCGCGAACCAAUUCAACACCCGUCCAAACCCUAUCCAGAACUUCGCUGCGCCCAUUCAACAGUCACCAAUCCAACCACAACAAACCCAGCAACAGAGGCCACCACAUGAUCCCUACGCUGCCAAGCUCAACAAUCUACUUGCAACCGGCGAGGGUCAAGAUACUUUCGGCAACGUUGGAGACCUGCGUAUCCCUGCGCAACACACUGCUCCAGGCACUUUCAUCAAUUCGAUGGGUACUGGAAGGACUGGCAACAACCCUUUCUUCUCACAAGCCCCAGCGCCUCAACAAUUCCCUGCGCAAACUGGACCAGCGACUGGAUUUGGUGGGAACAACCCAUUCGGAUCAAGGCCUCCUCAGCAGCAAACCCAGGGACAGGGCGGCAGCUUGAUCGACUUAUAG
Zasmidium cellare ATCC 36951 is the source of this 1653-nucleotide messenger RNA. RefSeq lists its product as uncharacterized. Gene Ontology annotation, biological process: endocytosis; actin filament organization. Bases 1 to 1653 code for a protein of 550 amino acids. NCBI's taxonomy places the organism in Eukaryota, Fungi, Ascomycota, Dothideomycetes, Mycosphaerellales, Mycosphaerellaceae. Gene Ontology annotation, molecular function: phospholipid binding; clathrin binding. The transcript has 4 exons. Gene Ontology annotation, cellular component: clathrin vesicle coat; plasma membrane; endosome. The record is from RefSeq and is a predicted model, not a curated record.